GUGGUUGACUUGGAUAAAGGGUUUCUAAUGAACCAGGAUGGAAAAAUUCUUCAGGAUUCCCUAGGCAAACCCAAAAGAGUGGUCCUUGGAGAGGAUGGGCGUACCAUUUUUGACCACAUGGGCAGUCCUUUGGUGAGUCAGGAAGGCAUCGCUCUGUUUGGCCAUGGCAGAGACAGCCAGUCUGUGGUAAACCCCAAAGAAAAGCUCCUCACAGUUGGAGGAAAACCUGUUCUUGGUUUGAACGUGGUUCGUCCCAGGACUAUCAUUACCACAACCACAAAAGCUCCCACUACCACCUCUGAGCCCACCACCACUGCAUGGCCCACAGAGGAGUUUAGCACCGCUCUGCCAUACCCAACCUGCCCACCCGGAACCUUCUCCAAAACAGAUGAAUAUGGAUAUCCCAUUUUGGAUCCAGAGGGGAUUUUGGACUGUUAUCCAGAAGAGGACGCCUCAGGAAUGGAAAUGGACUUCAUGCUUACAGUGUCCAUGGUGCCUGAUGCUUUAGCUCUUGAGAAAGAAAUGUUCAUAAAAACCACACUGCUGCCAACCACUUCUACCACCACUACGACUACUACCACCACAACUACCACCACACCGAUCCCACAUCCAGACACGAGAGUGGUCAACAAGGGUCCUUUAUCUGAGUUUGAUCUCACUGGAAGGAAGCGCUUCACAG
This is a messenger RNA of Nematolebias whitei (Rio pearlfish), 679 nucleotides long. Its product is annotated as fibronectin type III domain-containing protein 1-like. The annotation marks the transcript as partial. The transcript has 4 exons. Lineage: Eukaryota; Metazoa; Chordata; Actinopteri; Cyprinodontiformes; Rivulidae. The record is from RefSeq and is a predicted model, not a curated record.